UGGAGGGAGAUGCUCGCCCAGACCGCCGCUUCUGCGUGAGGAAGCACAAGGCAUCAUGGUGAGUAAGGAGCCCAGCAAAUGCUUACUCACCGCCUCGGACAGCGACGUCGAGCCCGCGGCUUCCCUGGCGCUGGAGAUGAAAUAUGCGCUGGAUCCCAACCGGCAGAUCAAGAAACGGAACAAAGCCCUCCAGGUGAGGUUCAAGGAUAUCUGCGAGGCCCAGAACGAGCAGAGGGACAAGCAGCUCUCCACCUCCUCCACGCAGGACCCCGACAAGAAGGAGGCCAAGGCCAUCUCCUACAAGACGGCCUACCGCAAGUACAUGACGGUGCCCGCCCGCAGGUCCAUCCCCAACGUCACCAAGAGCACAGGAGUCCAGACUUCCCCUGAUCUCAAAAAGUGCUACCAGACCUUCCCUCUGGACCGGAAAAAAGGGAAUAUUCUGAAAAGCGCCGCGACCGUGGACACGUUACCGAGCGAGAACAACGGGUUCCUGAUCGAGGUGAAGGACAGAGAGGGCCGGGGCGCGGGCGAGGCCGCGGCCUGGGGCAGGAAGGCCUGCAGGUCAACGUGGCGUCCAUGGAGGAGAGCCAGCCCUGCCGGACGGCCGUGGCCGUGAGCCAGGAAUGCCAACAAAUCGUGCCUCACACCGAAGUUGUGGACUUGAAAGCGCAGCUUCAGAUGAUGGAGAACCUGAUCAGCUCUAGUCAGGAGACCAUCAAAGUGUUGUUGGGUGUUAUACAAGAGCUAGAGAAGGGAGAAGCUCACAGGGAAGGGCUUUCCUAUCGGACCGGCCAGGACACGGCCAAUUGUGACACGUGCAGGAACAGUGCAUGUAUUAUCUACAGCGUGGAAUUGGAUUUUAAACAGCAAGAAGAUAAACUACAGCCAGUUUUGAGAAAACUUCAUCCUAUUGAGGAAACUCAGGUUGCACCUUUGCCUUAUUCUCAGGAGAGCUACUCCUCGACUCCCAAGCAAAAAUCCAAAACUGAAUCCAAAAAGCAUGGAAGAUGGAAACUCUGGUUCCUUUAACCCAAGUCCAUGACGUGUGGAGUUCAAGGCCUUCUUUGACAAAUAUGUGGAGUUGUAUCCAUCGUCUCUGAUGGGAUUUGGUGGCAGGAGCAGCGGCCUGGCCAGGGGCAGCGUCCAGCUCUCACCGCGCGUACCAAAAAGGCCUUUGUAGCGACGGACUCUGCCCAGCAGCACGGGCUUGGGAACCCCCUGCCCACUUCUACUCGCAGUUUGCCAAUGUGGGAUGUAAAACCUGAGUGGAAAUUUGGACAAAGAUGGGAAGUAAAACUGUUCCCCUCCCCUCCUCAGAUCCGAAAGCGCGGCGCUCCGACCCGUUAGGCGUAGGCCGGCAUCCUGCUCCCCCAGGAAUGGUGGAGGCCUUUUGGGGGUCUGGGUUGUUGUCUCUGGACAGCAAGGAGGGGGAAAAUCAGCAGCAAGCCUUAUGUUUGCAGUGGUGUUGAGUUUUACAGCUCCAUGUUGAUCGGGGAGUGCAGUUUUCAGCACAGAAUUCCUGGACAAAGCACAAUUUUUCCCGCGGCCCGCGGCCGCGCCGAUCUCCGAGACGUGACUGUGGUGUAUUCUCUGCCUUCAUGCGAUGUAAACUCCAACCAAGCUCUCACAUUUCAACCUCAUCUCUGGUUUAGCUGUGUCCUCACCACCAGAAGAACCACUCUGCUGCUCAGCCCCAGCAGGGGAGCGGCCAGAAACCUCCCAAAAAUCAGGCCCAGCCUUCAAGCACCUCCAGCUCACAGGGUCCAGGCCAUGGACAACCCCUCAGUGUCACCUUGGAAAGGUUUCAACCACACAGGAACAAAACCCAGCCCCAAAGCAGACCCAUCCCAGUCCGGAUUGUUGGCCUUUGCCAUGGGUUAGUAUUUUUUUCUAACAGUCUUUGGAAAAACCUCUCCACUGCUGCAGAAGGCACCAGGAGAUGUCCAGGCUGCAGCACUGCUUGGAAGGAGCUGAAAUUGGAAAUGCUGUUUAUUUAUUUAUUUGUUAAGCUGCUCAGAUGGGUUUCCCAGCUUAUUAUAAUUUAUAUCUCAAUCUAUUAAUUGUACUCAGUAAUUGAAACGCUUAGGAGAGAGAUGUGAAUCAGAUUUUUCCUAAUUUGGUUUGGGUUUUUCUGAAAUGGCACUAAAAAUUUUGCUCUGACUUAUAAGCUGCAACUUUUCCUUUAAGUAUUUGCUAUUGCCAUUAAACUUGCAUCUAAAAUGAUCAUUGGUGGAAAAAUUCCUCACACUAGAAGUGGCCAGGGAGUGGGAAUCUUGUCUUUUGCUUUGGUUUGGGAUUUUAGCACAAGGAUUUCAGAUCAUUUGAGUGUCGUGUGACAAACUGGGUUUGAAAUUGCAUCCCCUGUAGCAGCAGGAAGGUACAAAUUCUUCAGCCUUUAGGUGCAAGGACUGUGAUCAUUAAUUUGCACAGACUAAAAAUUUGGGGAAGUGUUUUUCACUGUUUCUCCUCUUAGCUCAGCAUCCAAUUUACUCCUGAGAGGAAACUGGAGGAAAAUAACCUAAUUUUUUUUUUUCCCUUCAAAGAGCAAGAAAAGCAAAUUAAAAUGGGAAAGGAAAUGCAGAAGAUGCCUCUGGCCAGCUCAAUAUUUGCAGUAAACCUUCAAGAGGGCUAUGAGUUCUUGCACAGCAGCAAAUCCUGAAAUCCUCUGGUGGGAGUUGAAGGAUUAGGAAGGUGAUCCUGUACACAAGGAAGUGCCAUUGUUUCAUGUGGAAAAAAACCCUAUUUCAUGUAUUUUAUAUUGUUUUUAACUAAAAUAUAGAACUGUUUACAAAACAGCCCACACAACAUGGCUUAGAAACCCAAAUAUUUCCAAAUUAAAAAAAUACUUUUUUUUUAAAAGCAGAAAGCAAUCUCAAAAAUGGGCAGAAAAAGGAAAAUACAGCAGUAUUCAUUAUUAAAAAAACAACACCUAAUGCACUCCUCCAUGCUAACAGGCCUAGUGUUCGGGGCUUUUUAAGGAAAUUAAACCAAGCAUCUCUCCAUGGCAAUCAAUUCCCAAAUCCUCAGUAGCUUUGUGUGUGCAGGGACCCUGAGUGAUCCAGAGCUCCUGGAAUCAGGGCAAAAGAGGGAGGAAACUCCAGCUGGAGAAACAAAGAGCUCAAAGGGAAAGUUCUCACGGCGUGUUCUGUACAUGUCCAGGCUAUUUUCUUAAGAAGUUGCAAAUUUUUAAUUUUUUACAUUUUUUUAAACCUGGGGAAAGCUGACAUUACCAUAGAGUCUUGCUUCCAACUGACAUCUCGUGUUCUCUGGUACCCUCCGAUGUACUUUGUAAUAAAAUGUUUUUGCAAGUGUGUAAAAUGUAUCAUAAUUGUAUUGCCUUUAGAAUCACUCAGGCUCAGGUUAGAUAGACACCAAGAGAAAAACAACAAACCUAAUUCUUUAGAGCUUUUAGUUCAAUGUGACAGAGCUAUUUUCACCCUCAUGUAGAAGAUCUUGGAGGUUCUAAUGAGGAAAAUGCAUUUUUAUUUUCAGUGUGGCUUUGCUGGAUUCACUGGCAGUCCCCUGCACUCAUACACUGAUUUUCUAGCUGCACUUCUCCCAUCUCCUGCUUCAAAAUACUUUUUAGCCAAUAAAUACUGCAGUGAUUUUAUAUCCCUUGCUCUUUGCUGAGUCCUUAUAAUUUCCACACAGCAACAGCUGCAUUCUUAGGUUUAGAACUAGGAGGAAAACACUAUUCCUGUGAGUAGCACUUGGUUUCUCAAAGAUGAAAAACAAAAAUAACUGUAAAAAUACUUUAAAAAAAAAA
Messenger RNA from Zonotrichia albicollis (white-throated sparrow), 3769 nucleotides. RefSeq names its product inhibitory synaptic factor 2A (gene INSYN2A). Gene Ontology annotation, cellular component: postsynaptic density. NCBI's taxonomy places the organism in Eukaryota, Metazoa, Chordata, Aves, Passeriformes, Passerellidae. Gene Ontology annotation, biological process: inhibitory postsynaptic potential. The record is from RefSeq and is a predicted model, not a curated record.